AUCUCAGAGUUUCCAGAAGAAAAGAUCAAGGAGGAAUUAUCAAGAAUAGAUUCUUUUUCUGAAUGGCCACAACCUUGGCCCUUCAGACUGCAGAGAUGCAGGAGGGUUCUCUGACAGCAAAGGUAAAGGAAGAAGAAGAGGACCAUUCAUGUGGGCCAGAAUCAGGCCUGUCAAGAAAUAACUCUCAUACCACAGAGAUCUUUCGUAGACGCUUCAGGCAGUUCUGUUAUCAAGAGACUGCUGGGCCCCGGGAGGCUCUUCGAAGACUCCGAGAGCUCUGCCAUCAGUGGCUGAGACCAGAGAUGCACACUAAGGAGCAGAUCCUGGAGCUCCUGGUACUGGAGCAGUUCCUGACCAUCUUGCCUGAGGAGCUCCAGGCCUGGGUGAGAGAGCACCACCCUGUGAGUGGAGAGGAGGCAGUGACUGUGCUGGAGGAUUUGGAGCAAGAGCUGGACGAGCCAGGAGAACAGGUCCUGACCCAUGCUCAUGAGCAGGAAGAGUUCAUAAAGGAGAAGGCAAGUCCAGGAGCAGCUCAGGAGUCAUCAAGUGGCCAGUUCCAAACCUUGGAGGAGGAGCUUCCAUGUAAUUUGCAAGAGGUGUGCCCGGUUCAGGAGAUUGAUGGUGAAGCUAGGACUUGGAAUGUGGAGUUAGCCCCAAAGAGGGAUAUUUCUAAGGAAAUAAAAUCUCUCAUACAAGUUUCUGGAAAAUUGAAUGGUGAUAUUACUCAGAUGCCUGAAUGUGGAGACACCUCUGACCAUGAGGGCAGAUUGGAAAGGCAACGGGGAAGCUCUUCAGCAGACAGACCCUAUAUCUGUGGCGAAUGUGGAAAAAGCUUCACCCAGAAUUCUAUCCUUAUCGAGCACCAAAGAACGCACACGGGUGAGAAGCCCUAUGAAUGUGAUGAAUGUGGGAGAGCCUUCAGCCAGCGGUCAGGCUUAUUCCAGCACCAGAGACUCCACACUGGGGAGAAGCGCUACCAGUGCAGCAUUUGUGGCAAAGCCUUUAGCCAGAACGCCGGGCUUUUCCAUCACCUCAGAAUCCACACUGGGGAAAAACCUUACCAAUGUAAUCAGUGCAAUAAGAGUUUUAGUCGACGUUCCGUCCUCAUUAAACAUCACAGAAUUCACACUGGAGAGAGACCUUAUGAAUGUGAAGAAUGUGGCAAGAACUUCAUUUACCAUUGCAACCUCAUCCAGCAUCGGAAAGUCCACCCUAUGGCUGAAUCGAGCUAACACCUUGGAACAGGUAGGG
This is a messenger RNA of Propithecus coquereli (Coquerel's sifaka), 1251 nucleotides long. It is a transcript of the gene ZSCAN23, whose product is annotated as zinc finger and SCAN domain containing 23. Gene Ontology annotation, biological process: regulation of transcription by RNA polymerase II. The record is from RefSeq and is a predicted model, not a curated record. Lineage: Eukaryota; Metazoa; Chordata; Mammalia; Primates; Indriidae. Gene Ontology annotation, molecular function: DNA-binding transcription factor activity, RNA polymerase II-specific; RNA polymerase II cis-regulatory region sequence-specific DNA binding. Bases 63 to 1232 code for a protein of 389 amino acids. The transcript has 3 exons.